AUGCCCCUCAUCUACUUCGCCCUGGUUCUAAUACUUGGAACCAUAGCCAUUGCAAUUAUAGUUUUCACUUUCGUCAUGAUCGGAAGCUGCGCCAAUCCUCCCUGGUCAUCUGUUCCAAGGUCCACCAACCCUGUUGGAGAGAGGAGUUCAUCGGCUUUAUUGAACCUGAGCCCUUAUUUAGCUUCCUCGUUCAAGUACCGGAAAGGGAUGGAAAAGGCACAAGCAGCUGGGGGAACGGAAACGGAAUGCGUGGUGUGCCUGUUAAGAUUUGAAGAUGAUGACGAGGUACGACAGCUUCAUGGGUGUAAGCACUCUUUCCAUGCUCCUUGUAUUGAUAUGUGGAUGUACUCUCAUUCCAAUUGCCCGCUUUGUCGCACCCCUGUUGAUCGACGAGCUGCUCUUGAUUUCGUAUCAGAUGACAACUCCUCGUCCAUCGACGUCUUGACAGAUAUUAGUAUCACUCCUUAA
This is a messenger RNA of Theobroma cacao (cacao), 468 nucleotides long. NCBI's taxonomy places the organism in Eukaryota, Viridiplantae, Streptophyta, Magnoliopsida, Malvales, Malvaceae. The record is from RefSeq and is a predicted model, not a curated record.